This is a messenger RNA of Aspergillus saccharolyticus JOP 1030-1, 1521 nucleotides long. RefSeq names its product C1 family peptidase. The annotation marks the transcript as partial. NCBI's taxonomy places the organism in Eukaryota, Fungi, Ascomycota, Eurotiomycetes, Eurotiales, Aspergillaceae. The transcript is spliced from 4 exons. The record is from RefSeq and is a predicted model, not a curated record. Gene Ontology annotation, biological process: L-homocysteine catabolic process; response to toxic substance; proteolysis. Gene Ontology annotation, molecular function: cysteine-type aminopeptidase activity. Gene Ontology annotation, cellular component: cytoplasm.
CGAUGGGCACCGCAUACUCCAAACCCGCAGUCGCUCCCAGCGAGAAACAUCCUUCCCCACUGCUCUACAUCGACAACGAUGUCACGGAAUCUGAAUCCCCACCACCCUACCACCCUGAAGACCCCGCACCAGAGAGAGAACACACUUCAACCCUCACCCUCUCGACCGUGAAAUCCUGGACCGAUUCCCUCCUCCGCGACCCCAAGAACCGCCUCGCAAUCACCACCCUCAACUCCCAACCCUACCCCGCCGUCCUCACCAACCCCACCACUCCAACCACCGCCCUCCACAUCUUCAACCUCACCAUCCCCAAUGAAGGCGCCCCGAUCACCAACCAACACUCCUCCGGCCGGUGCUGGCUCUUCGCCUCCACCAACAUCUUCCGCCUCCCGCUCAUGCAAACCUACAACCUGAAGGACUUCCAGCUCAGCCAAGCCUACCUCUUCUACUGGGACAAACUCGAGAAAGCGAACUACUUCCUCGAGCAGAUCCUACAGACUGCACAGCUCGACAUCUCGGACCGGCUGGUGCAGAAACUCCUCGCAGAUCCGGUCACGGAUGGCGGGCAGUGGGAUAUGGUAGUCAAUCUGGUGAGGAAGUACGGGCUUGUUCCGGGGGCGGUGUAUCCGGAUAAUUACCAUGCGAAGAAUAGUGCGAAGAUGAAUGGGUUGGUGACGGCUAAGUUACGGGAGCAGGGGUUGAUUCUGCGGCGGCUGGUUCGGGAGCAGGGUGGGAAAGGGGUGGCGGGGCGGAAGGAGGAGUUUUUGCAGGAAAUUCACGCGCUGGUGACCAUUCUGCUGGGACCGGCGCCUCGGCCGGAUGAGGAGUUUGUGUGGCAGUUUUAUGAUGCAGACCACAAGGCGAGGAGGGUGAGGGUUUCGCCGAGGGAGUUUGCGAAAGGCGUCAACACGGAGACGGCGGUGAGGCGCCGCGCGGGGAGGGGAUUGGGGAGUGUGGCGCCGGCGAGGUGGUUUAGUCUCGUGAAUGAUCCCCGGAAUGAGUAUAUGCGGUUGUUGACGGUGGAGAGGUUGGGGAAUGUCGUUGAGGGACGGGCGUUGCGAUAUGUGAAUGUCGAGAUGAAGGUGCUGAAAACUGCGGUGAUUGCUAUGCUCCGAGCCGGCCAGCCCGUCUUCUUCGGCUGCGAUGUGGGCAAGUUCUCCGACACUGCCCGCGGGGUCAUGGAUGCGGACCUGACGGAGCUCUCGCUUGCGUUUAAUGUCACGCUGGGCAUGACCAAGGCGGAGAGACUGGCUAGCGGCGAGUCGGCCAUGACGCAUGCGAUGGUCAUCACGGGGGUGCACAUCGAGGAGGGUCGCCCGGUGCGGUGGCGCGUGGAGAACUCGUGGGGCGAGGCGGCCGGGGACAAGGGCUGGUUUGUGAUGAUGGAUCGGUGGAUGGACGAGUAUACCUUCCAGGCGGUGGUGGAUGUCGAGUUUGUGUCGGCGGAAGUGCGGGCGGUCUUGGACCAGGAGCCAAAGGUGUUGCCCCGAUGGGAUCCUUUAGGGGUUCUCGCUUAGUUGC